AUGGUUGAGCCAGAAACAAUGGAUUCGAAAAACGUGGAAGAUGAAACUAACACCGGUAGGUGACAGAAAAGGUAACGGAGAGAAAGAAAAAGAAAAAAAGGAAAAAUGAAUGGAAUAAAUGAAUGAACUGAAGGAAGGACGGGUAAAUUGAGUGUUUAAUCGUUUUUGGUUUAACUACCAGGCAGAUAACUUGAUGCGUGCGUAGGAACUGAGAAAAAACCACUGAGCGCUUAUCUACAGCUUUUUGUGCCAUUCGUAUUUUUGCGAUAAACGCAAACCCAUCUUUACGCCGAUUUGCGACGUAAAAUAACAAGCCAAAGAAACUAUAAUUUCAACUGCAGUUGUCAAGUCUGGAAAUAAACUUAAACCAUUAUUUUUCUUCCUUUCACCUCCACGCAUUCAGCGGAAAACGUCCAACGAGAAAAAAGAGUGCGGAUAAAUGAGGAUCAACUGCUUCACACAGUUGAUGACUCUAAAAGUAGCACUGCGGCCCGAGUGCCUUCGUUCUUUAUUGGAAAGCCGCUGGUUGAUUUUGAUGGAGGCAUCGCAAGUGUAAGUAGAACUCGGUUGUUGACAUCUGAACUUACAGUUACGGUAAGAGGCGAGUGUACUAGGAAGUACAUGAAUAACAGCUUAGAGGCAUCCCUGUAUUGUAAUUUUGUUGAUAGCAUGCAUGUGAAGGAUGUUUUCAAGCAAGGCUGUGAGCAUUGAAAACGAUUUUCCAAUUGGCUGCGCAAGGUCCUACUGAUUUUGUUCUCGGUGGAACCGACAAAGCCUUCUGAAGAUGGUUGUGGCUCUGCCGUGAGUCAAAUGAGCCCCUACUCACAGCCUCGACUAACUAACAAAUAUUUACCUUUUGACAUUUGACCCUAACUGGCUUUCCUUUUUGAACUAUGCAAAUAUGUAAGCUAUGAAACCUGAAAAUGUUUUAUUCCUAAUAUCUGCGUUUUUUUUUCCAGCGGCCUUCUAUAGACACUUUUCUGGUGGUUAGCCGUCGUGGAAAUUCGAGCUCAGAUCACGUGUUCCGAUUCAACAAAGCAAAGUCACUGUGUCUUUUUGGGUCUCUAAAUCCCAUCAGGAGAUUUGCAAUUCGCCUGGUCACUAACAAGUAUCCUUUUGAACAAGUGUCAACAUUUUCUCAAAAUGUAAAUGUCAAUGUAGCCUGCGAACAGCAGACUCAUUUCCUGUCGUCUCUUCUCACAGGCUAA
Molecule: messenger RNA, 1208 nt
Organism: Porites lobata
Lineage: Eukaryota; Metazoa; Cnidaria; Anthozoa; Scleractinia; Poritidae
Source: the annotation of a GenBank genome assembly